This is a messenger RNA of Lasiosphaeria miniovina, 3623 nucleotides long. RefSeq lists its product as uncharacterized. The coding region runs from base 454 to 3177 and encodes 907 amino acids. The record is from RefSeq and is a predicted model, not a curated record. The transcript is spliced from 5 exons. NCBI's taxonomy places the organism in Eukaryota, Fungi, Ascomycota, Sordariomycetes, Sordariales, Lasiosphaeriaceae. Gene Ontology annotation, molecular function: protein binding.
CCUACCUACCUACCUACCUACCUUACCUUGGGAACCGGCCUGGUCUGGUCCUCUCUGCAGCCGUGUCGUGUUCUGUGAAUUUGCCUCUCUUCUCUCUUCUCUCCUCUCCUUUUGUCCAACUCCUGCCUUGUGCACUAUCGCUCUCUGCUCUGCUCUGCGCCGGCGCUGUGUUCUCGCUGUCGACGACCAAUCGAAGGAUCGCGGAUUCGUGCUCCUUCGGAAUACUGGACAUGCAUACGGGUACAUCACGCCUCGGCCUUUCCGGUGUAUGACGAAUUACCUUGCCUACCUCCGGACGUUCCCCACGGCUGCGUACCUGUUGCAGGCCCCGACUUACUGAGAGCAAGACGGGCGAGGCUUCCGCGGCGUGUGUGCAAAGGGCAGGCAACAUAAACAAUCGAGCAAUCGCAGGCUGAAUUGGCCUAGACAGCCGGCAUCCAUCUAGCCGCCGGCAUGGACGAGGAGGUACAAGAUCUCGUCCUCGGCCCGUUCCGCGAUGUCGUCGACAAGGCCAAGACGGCCCUCGAGAUCGCAAAGGAGUCCGACGACCUACCCACGCAGAAGGCUGCCCAGACCCUCGUCAACAAUGGCGAGCGCGCCCUCAAAAAGAUCGAACCCGUGUGCAAGAGGCAGCUGGACGAGUACGGCCCAAACUUUGUCGACGCCCUCAAGGAGAAUGACGAGAUCUCGGGCGUCAGGGAGCAGCUGCAUAAUCUGGAAUGUGACCUUGACGACUCCAUCGACGCCGGUAGCUUCGAGCCCGAUUUCUUUUCCAAAGUCCAGGCUGUGUUGCGGACCGUGGCUUUCAAGACAGCCGAGGUCGUAGUGCGCAUGAAGCUCGAGCACCCCCAUGUGGAGCCCGAGUUGUCGGUUGUGUCUGGCAUGUCGAGAGCUCCGUCGGCAUCCGACACGACGCGGGCCCUGUCUCGGCAGCUUGCCGAGCAUGAGGCCCUCGGACAGCCCGACGCACCGCCGCCCGACGAGUCGGCCCAGCUGCGCAGCGUGAUGCAGUCGAGAGCCGGGCCCAUCCAGCCCUGGGAAGACGACCGGGCAACGACAACGACGGCGACAACAGUAACGCCAGUGGCAGAAGUCCAACGCUCGGCCGAAUCUGUUAGUCCUGAAGAGAUACCACCAGAACCCCCCGUUAACCCUUGGCAGCCCACUGAGCCGCUGCCGCUAAGACUUCCCGAAGUCAAGCCCGAGGUCGUGCCAGAGCGCCGACCACGGCUGGAAGGCGACUCGAACGUCGUGUCACCCAUGACGCCAAGUAGCGACGUUGCCAGCGGGCUGGCCACUCGCCCUCGCCGACUAGACCAGGGAGUCGAACAGAUGAUCCGCGAGGAGGAGGAGCGAUGGAAGCAGGGCGCAUCUACUCGCGACCUCGCAAAUCCAUGGGCGGGCGACACAGUAUCUCCAAUCAGCUCUGACCCACCGUCGGUUGGGUCAGGGAGGGCACCUCAGGCCGUGACGGAGUAUCAGCGGCUAUUGUCAUCGCAAGUAAACGCUACUCAAUUUACUCUGCCCUCCCAGAGAGACUCUCGCGCCAGCUCCCUACAAGACUCGAUCCAUCCCCCUUCGAUAUUUGACAACCGCGGUGGCACCAGGGACAGCUUGAUGACGACUAGCAGUCCCGUGUCGGACCCCAGGAACUCGUACCCGCCCAACCCGGACCAGAGCACCGCACCCUCGGUCAGUAGCCGGGACUCGUUCCACUCCCUUGGGGAACCGAGCCCUAACCCGCACGCACAGCCUUCUCCUUCGGGGGCCUCGUGGUCGAGCCUAAUGACACAGCCAGCGCCGCCUUACGAGCCUAGGUUACCCCCCGUCCCGCAAGAAAGCUCGAUAGUGGCCGAGCAGCCAGGCCUCAUCCCGGUCAUUACUGAGGAGGAGGUAUCGAGCCCAACCCGCCCCAGAGAUACGGACUGCACGAUCGGCCUCGACAGCUCGUUUUAUCAGCUCAAGGGCUUCUGCGAGGGCGCCAAGGAUGUGCUUCGGGGGAAUCCGGGCGUCAGGAAGAUCAAGCGGCCGAGCGGGAUCCACGGCACUGUGAUCGUGGCUAAGUGCGACAGCUGCAUGUUUGAGCAGGAUUGGAAUUCCGUGGACAGGGACCGGAGUCGGAAAGAGGAGGCAUUCCACACCCUUGCGGACGUCUCGUUCCGCCUGCGCUUCCUCUCCAAGAGCCACCUUCCGGUGCGGCGGAUCGACGAGCAACUGUACGGGUGCCUGUUCUGCGUGCACGCAGGGAGGACGAUGGAGGAAAGCGAUGCGACCGUGUUCCUCUCACAGAAGCAGCUGUUUGAUCACCUGGCACGGCACCCGCGGCCGCUGCCGGUGAUACCGGGGCUCGUGGUCAUCGGCGGCGCGUCCGAAGAGGUGGUCCAGGCCGUCCCCCUCGAGCACCGUGGCAACAACGACCUCCACUUUACGGCGCCGCCCGUGCGCUCCGUCAUGACGGGCAUCGCGCAGGAGGUCAGCAUGCUGCCCGCCGCCGUCGCCACGGCCGAGGUCCGCCCCAUGCACGGCUCGAUGCGUUCCGCUCCCGACCGCCAGCCCGUCCACCGCUUCAUGCCGGGCGCGCGCAUCGUCGGCAUCGAGUUCCCUACCCGCUACAAGGGCGAUUGGGGCGUUGGGUGGGCCGACAACAUCCGGGCGGCCUUCCCCAUAGAUUCGGUGCGCCUGCUGCGGCCCCCUGACCGCACCGAGGUCCGCGUCCAGUCGACCAGCAACUUCACGGCCGUCGCCCGGUGGAAGCGGGCGCCCAAGGACAAGGACGGCGGCGCGGCUUCUGCUCGGGAGGGGACCGUGAAGGAGUGGCUCAAGUUCGACAAGGGCGAGACCAUCACCAGCAUCGCCUUCCCGAGCAAAGACCACUGGUGCUGGUCCGGCUGCAACUCCAGGGGCAAGUGGGGGAUCUUCCCCAAGGAGUUCAUGGACCCGGACUCGCUGAGGGAGACGCCGGCCGCCGGCGACGACAGGGCCAGCAACUGGAGCCACGAGGAGAGGCGCGGCAACGUCUUCUCGCGCAUCACCACGUCGCGCCGCAGGAUGGCGGCCGCCGUCAUGGGCGGCGGAGGAGGAGGCAGCGUCGUGGGAGACCGGCCCACCAGCUCCGCCGAGUCGUACAGCAGCGGCGAUACGGCCAAACAGCGCUCGCCAAGGCCGUCGUUUUACUGAGUGCUCGCUCAGAAGAGACAGGGACAGGACAGGGGCAAGGAAGGGAGAUGUUUGUAUGUAUGUGUGGACGAUGAGAGCCGUCUUCUUUUGGAUUUAUGAUACAUUUUCGGUACAUAGUCGUUCUAUACCCCCUAUUUCAGUUACAAGGUUGAUACAGGCAGAUAAAUGAACGAGCUGUAGACUUGGGUUGGUAGUUCUCACUAACUGGCUGGCCAAUACGUACAAAAAAGCAGAUCUAAGGUCUUCAAGUGUCUUUAAGGGGCGAAUAGAAUUAGGUAUGUGUACGCAUGGGAAGGGGAAGGGGACAAAUAGAAUUUAACCUUGCCCUUACCCUAACCCUAGUAACUGUUCGAAUGGCGUCGGCCCAUCUUUGCGGGGAACUCCCGUCGUCCAUCUCCACCCACCACGCAGCACGCCUCCACAAUCCCCGCACAAGCUCGGCCGAU